GCAUAAGUUCGUGACAGAGCCUCCUGCCUGAGACAUACCCAGUGUGUUGAUGCGAUAUCAUUCGAAAGUGAUUGUGCGAAAGUCUCUCUUCCCAUCCCAAAUGUUCAACGUCUCACCAGGCGCGUGAUCUUAAUUUUCCAAAAAAGGAAUUUAUUUUAUUUUUCUUUCUCUUGUAAAUAAAUAAAUAAAAGUGUGAGGUCAUGACGCGAAUUUUUGUGCUUAUCCUGUGCAUUUCGAUGGCAACCACGCAGAGGAACGCAAAUAUUGUUAAAGAUCGAGGAGAUGGGAACAACGAAUUGAUGCGCCAAAAUAGAAUAACGCAGAGGAUCCUUGCAAAUUUCCUGGAAAGGAGACUCUUUCCACAUCGUCGGCCUCAGCAGAGUAUUCCCACAAUUGACGAAAUCCUACCAUUGACGACUCAGUCGCCCCGAAAUAUCCAACCAAAACUACCUGACAAGGAGGAUGAUGAUUCCCAGCAGACCGACGAUGUGGAGCAAGAGUUCCUGCAGAGUGUCGAGUCUGAGCAUUGGGAUAACUUCUACAAUGACGAUGAUUUCGAUGAAGAUUGCCCAAACUGUGUGGAUGAAUCUCAAUUGACACCAAAUAGAUGGACAAUGCCGCUGCUAAAGCUAGGUGAGAAGCGCUACUACCUGGGAGUCUUCUUCAGGGCAAAUUGGUUCAGAGCGGCACAGUACUGUCGAUUCCAUGGGAUGCAUUUGGCCAGUAUAUCCUCACAGGAGGAGAACGACAAGCUGGAGAAGCACAUUCGUGAUUUCGGGUUCGGAAAUGAACACUUCUGGACUUCGGGCACUGAUCUUGCGGAAGAAGGAAGUUUCUUCUGGAUGUCCACAGGGCGUCCGAUAACAUUUACAAAUUGGAAUGCAGGUGAACCCAACAAUUUCCGGUAUGAGAAUGGUGAGGAAGAAAAUUGCCUGGAACUGUGGAAUCGUGAUGGAAAGGGGCUCAAAUGGAAUGAUUCCCCGUGUAGUUUUGAGACAUACUUCGUCUGUGAGGUACAGUAAAAAUCAACUCAGAGGAUUCCACUAUUUUGAGAUUGAGAGACCACAAUUUGAGGAACAAAAGAGCUUUCUGGGGAGCAUUUAAACACAGGAAUUUCCAUCAUUUUUUCUUCUCUUGAAGCUGUCAUCGAAUCAAACUGAAACGGACACCAAUCAGUUAUUGAUGUAUACUUAAUAAUUAAGUGAUGAUAAGAUUAAAAAAUCCCAUGUAAAUAUACGAAUAGCUUAUUCCAAAUCUUGUAAGAUUAGCAAUAAAUACUUUUUACGAUGAA
Messenger RNA from Lutzomyia longipalpis, 1291 nucleotides. RefSeq names its product C-type mannose receptor 2-like. Gene Ontology annotation, cellular component: external side of plasma membrane. Bases 201 to 1022 code for a protein of 273 amino acids. The transcript has 5 exons. The record is from RefSeq and is a predicted model, not a curated record. Gene Ontology annotation, biological process: biological process involved in interspecies interaction between organisms. NCBI's taxonomy places the organism in Eukaryota, Metazoa, Arthropoda, Insecta, Diptera, Psychodidae. Gene Ontology annotation, molecular function: carbohydrate binding.